CACUCUCCCUCAUCCAUUAUCAUCCCACUCCCAGAGCUCCUCCACAACACAGUGCCAUUGAUGCACUUUCGCCAAUUUUGCUCCACCACUGCUAACUUACUAGUGCCUACCUGCCCGCCCUUGAUUGCUUCCGUCUUUGUCUAAAUUAGCAGACAGGAAACCCCCCCCCAAAAAAAAAAAAAAGAAAGAAAGAAGUCGAAGAAUUUGAGAAUUACAGAUACGUUAACAUAAUAAUACUAUAGUAUUUUCAUAGAGUGUGUGUGUAUAUAUAUAUAUAUAUAGAUAUAGAUAAAAAAACAUGCUUUCCGCUGGAAUCUAUUCUUCUUCGCAUAUGUUGAUGUACCAGAACCACCAGCUCCUCCCAAAACCAAAAGCCGGUCGUCCCAUUUUCUCAAGAACCAUAUCAGCAAUUCGGUGCUCUGCCUUCGCCUCAUCAUCAUCAACGGUGGCGACCCAAUUCGACCUUAAAACUUAUUGGACCGGUCUCAUCGAAGAAAUCAACCAGAAGCUGGAUGAGGCCAUUCCGGUCAAAUACCCCCAUCAGAUUUAUGAGGCCAUGCGUUACUCCGUUCUUGCCAUGGGUGCCAAGAGGGCCCCACCUGUCAUGUGCGUCGCCACCUGCGAGCUCUUCGGCGGUAACCGUCUCGCCGCCUUCCCCACCGCCUGUGCUCUUGAAAUGGUCCAUGCUGCUUCCUUGAUUCAUGAUGAUUUGCCCUGCAUGGAUGAUGAUCCAUCCCGGCGAGGUCAGCCCUCAAGCCACACUGUAUUCGGUGUUGACAUGGCAAUUUUAGCUGGUGAUGCUUUAUUCCCUCUUGGCUUCCGCCACAUAGUCUCCCAUACGCCGACUGAUCUCGUUCCUGAGACUCGCCUCCUCCAGGUUAUCGCGGAGAUUGCAAGAUCCGUGGGAUCAACUGGGAUGGCUGCCGGUCAGUUCCUUGACUUGGAAGGGGGACCCAAUGCAGUUGAUUUUGUGCAAGAAAAGAAAUAUGGUGAAAUGGCCGAGUCCUCUGCUGUCUGCGGUGGCCUGUUGGGCGGCGCUUCGGAUGAGGAACUCCAACUGCUGAGAAAGUUUGGUCGAGCUGUUGGCGUGCUAUAUCAGGUCAGAAGCGAUGUGUUGAAGGCGAAAAUAGAAACUCGAGACAAAGACGAGGACAAGAGGAGUAAGAGUUAUGUAGGAGUAUACGGCGUGGAGAAGGCUAUGGAAGUGGCUGAGGAUCUCAAAGCCGAGGCCAAGAAAGCAUUAGAGGGCUUAGAGAAAUAUGGUGAGAGAUUGCUUCCGCUCUACAGCUUUGUGGAUUAUGCGGACGAUAGAGGUUUUAGUCUUGAUGCGGGGAUUUAGAGGGAAAAACAAGAAUGCCAAACUUAGUUCCAAUAAUGUGUGUAUGCGAUGGUGUAGGAGGAAACCUUUGCGGUACCCGUUUAUUUGCCCCCAGUAGUUAAUGUGGUAAAAUGUUGUCUAGUUCAAUGCAGUUUCAGACUCAAUUGGGCUGACCGUUGGAUUUAUUAUUCCUUGUUAUUGUAUAUUUGUACUGCUAGUCGUGGCCACAAAAGGCAAAAACAAC
Messenger RNA from Coffea arabica (coffee), 1562 nucleotides. RefSeq names its product heterodimeric geranylgeranyl pyrophosphate synthase small subunit, chloroplastic-like. Gene Ontology annotation, molecular function: prenyltransferase activity. The record is from RefSeq and is a predicted model, not a curated record. Gene Ontology annotation, biological process: isoprenoid biosynthetic process. Lineage: Eukaryota; Viridiplantae; Streptophyta; Magnoliopsida; Gentianales; Rubiaceae.